AUGAUCCGAGUCGCCGCAUGUCACGUCUCCCCUGUCUUUCUUUCUGCCAAAGAAACAACAGCAAAAGCCAUCACUCUCGUCAAAGAAGCCGCCAGAAACAAGGCCAAUCUGGUCGUCUUCCCAGAAACAUACAUCCCAGCGUUUCCCAUAUGGAGUGCCCUCCGUCCACCCACCGAGAAUCAUGAUCUCUUCAAACGUAUGGCACAAGAAUCAAUCUUCGCUGACGGCAAUGAGAUACACGCUAUCCGCAGUGCUGCUAAAGAGGCAAAUGUCAUGGUGAGCAUGGGGUUCUCAGAGAAGACGCGCUUCAGCUCUGCGACUCUAUAUAACUCAAAUAUCUUUAUCGAGGAGACGGGCGAUGUUCUGAUACACCAUCGGAAACUCAUGCCUACUUUCUUUGAGAAGUUGACCUGGGCGCCUGGAGAUGGCCAUGGUCUGCGUGUAGCGGAUACCAAGUUUGGAAAGAUUGGGAAUCUGAUUUGUGGAGAGAAUACGAAUCCCUUGGCGAGAUAUACUCUUAUGGCGCAGGGUGAGAACAUCCAUCUUUCUACUUGGCCGCCGAUUUGGCCAACCAGAGUGCCACCAGUCAACGAGUCGGGGGAGCUCAAGAUUGGGGAUAUACCGAAUUACGAUAAUGUCACGGCGAACAGAACGAGGGCAGCUGCACAUUGUUUCGAAGCUAAAUGCUUCGGUGUUCUUUGUUCGGGCGUUCUGGGAGAGGAUGCUAUAGAGACUAUUGCUGGAAGUUCUGAGUAUCUGACGCGGGUGCUGAAACAGUCUCAACGUGGCGCGACUCAAUUCCUGGAUCCCACCGGCGCACCUAUGAAAGGUUUUACCGUCAAUGAUACCGGAGAGGAGAUCAUGCAAGAUUUCUUGCAGCAAGAAGAGGGGAUUCUUUAUGCAGAUCUUGAUAUUGAGGAUUGCAUUGAAGGGAAACAGUAUCAUGAUGUCGUUGGGGGGUACCAACGACUUGAUGUUUUCGAUCUCAAAGUGAAUCGUACGCGUCGAGAGCCAGUUACUUUCACUGAGGAUAUCGAUGGUUCAUCACAGAAGUGGGAGUCUCUUAGUUAG
Fusarium coffeatum is the source of this 1071-nucleotide messenger RNA. RefSeq lists its product as uncharacterized. NCBI's taxonomy places the organism in Eukaryota, Fungi, Ascomycota, Sordariomycetes, Hypocreales, Nectriaceae. The transcript has a single exon. Bases 1 to 1071 code for a protein of 356 amino acids. Gene Ontology annotation, molecular function: catalytic activity. The record is from RefSeq and is a predicted model, not a curated record.